Messenger RNA from Knipowitschia caucasica, 222 nucleotides. Lineage: Eukaryota; Metazoa; Chordata; Actinopteri; Gobiiformes; Gobiidae. The record is from the annotation of a GenBank genome assembly.
AUGACCUCCGCUAAGACCUCGCACCCCUUCACCCGGUCACCCGCUCUCCCCCCCACAGCCCCCCACGCAUCUACAGCCCACCAGCCCCCUCACCGCUGCCCAGAGCCUGCUUUUGGCUGUGUGGAAUGGAAAUCUGUGGUUUUCUCCAGUGAUCUGUUGGGUUCUGGGGCUGUGGUGCGAUGUUGGGGAGGGCUGAAACCACCACGAGGAGUUAUACGGUAA